Messenger RNA from Capronia coronata CBS 617.96, 1191 nucleotides. RefSeq lists its product as uncharacterized. Gene Ontology annotation, cellular component: cytoplasm. The transcript is spliced from 2 exons. The record is from RefSeq and is a predicted model, not a curated record. NCBI's taxonomy places the organism in Eukaryota, Fungi, Ascomycota, Eurotiomycetes, Chaetothyriales, Herpotrichiellaceae. Gene Ontology annotation, molecular function: GTPase activity. Bases 1 to 1191 code for a protein of 396 amino acids.
AUGCCAUUCGCCCAACUGGUCAUCGGCCCGCCCGGCGCCGGCAAAUCAACAUACUGCAAUGGAAUGCAACAAUUCAUGGGCGCCAUCGGGCGGAAAUGCAGCGUGGUCAACCUCGACCCGGCCAACGACGCCACGUCAUAUACCGCGGCAGUGGAUGUGCGCGAACUCGUCACACUCGAGAGUAUCAUGUCACCCGAAACCGGUGAUGGGGACGACGAGGGUGAUGCGCCGGGCCUAGGGCCGAACGGCGGAGUGUUGUAUGCGCUGGAAGAGGUCGAGGAGAACUUCGAGUGGUUGCAGGAGCGGCUGAAAGAGUUGGGCGACGACUAUGUCCUGUUCGACUGUCCCGGUCAGGUGGAGCUGUUUACGCAUCAUGAUAGUCUGAGGAGGGUGUUUUUGAAGCUUGCGAAAGCGGGUUAUCGUCUCGUGGUCGUCAACCUGAUUGAUUCAUACGCAUUGACCCUACCGUCACUCUACAUCUCGACCCUCCUGCUCUGUCUGCGCAGCAUGCUCCAACUCGACCUGACGCACGUCAACGUGCUCACCAAGAUCGACAAUCUGGCCAAAUACCCUCCGUUGCCGUUCAACCUCGACUUCUACACCGAGGUGCAAGACCUGUCGUAUCUGCUUCCCAGUCUGGAGGCCGAGUCGCCCAUGUUUGGACAGGGCAAGUUCGCCGCCCUGAACGAGGCCAUCGUCGGACUCGUGGAGGAGUUUGGGCUGGUCGGGUUCGAGACGCUCGCCGUCGAGGACAAAAAGAGCAUGAUGAGCCUGCUGCAUACCAUCGAUCGUGCCGGCGGGUAUGCGUUUGGAAGCGCCGAGGGCGCCAACGACACCGUCUGGCAGGUUGCUGUUCGGGAAGGCCUGGGGAAGAUGGAUGUCAGGGACGUCCAGGAGCGGUGGAUCGAUAGCAGGGAAGAGUAUGAUGAGUUGGAGCGCAAACAGUGGGAAGAAGAGCAAAAGCGCAGGGAAGCCGAGUGGGAGGCUAAUGGGGAUCAGGAAGCAGGUGCGGAUAUGGAUAUGGAUCUGGGGAUGGGGAUGGACAACGUACCGAUGCCCAUGGGCAAUAGUGGUGUCAAGGUCGUGAGGAGGGGGGACCAGAAGAAGAACCAGCAUUCGUCGGAUGCAGCGCAAUCGUCGCAACCAUCACCAUCACCACCACCACCACCACCCUCAUCGCAACCUUCAUAG